Messenger RNA from Pantherophis guttatus, 553 nucleotides. It is a transcript of the gene MRPL53, whose product is annotated as mitochondrial ribosomal protein L53. The record is from RefSeq and is a predicted model, not a curated record. Gene Ontology annotation, cellular component: mitochondrial large ribosomal subunit. NCBI's taxonomy places the organism in Eukaryota, Metazoa, Chordata, Lepidosauria, Squamata, Colubridae.
AGUCGCCCAUGGGACAAAAUGUCGUACGUGUUCCCGAAAAGGGCUGGUGUGUCGCUCAAGCAGGUGAAGACUGUCCUGGUCACUUUUUGUCCUUUCGAGUUCAAUGUGCAAAGCACCAGAAAUUUUCUUCAGUGUCUAUUUGAAAAGAAGGCAUACAAAUCAAACUUGAACUGUGAUGUGAAAGCAGAGAUAAAACAUGAUGGAUCUGAACCAGUUAUAGACAUCACAUUUGCUGAUGGUGAGAGAUUGGUUAUGAAAGGAGCCAAUUUAACAACUCAAGAGAUGUUAAAUGCAUUCAACUCUAGAUGUCAAAAGAAAGAACUUGCGGUAGCAGAAUAGCCACCACCAUAGACUACUUGAAACUGACGAUAGAAGAGUUUGCAUCAAUAUUAUAAAUGCAUACCAAUCUACAUGAAACUACACUCAGAAAAAUGGCAAGGACUUUCCUAAUAACCGAAAGAAUCUAAAGUGGAUAUAUAGAGGAGGCAAGCUGAUUCUGGUUUUAAAAAAUGCUUUUUGGACUUUUGAUUAAAGAUUAAACUCUUAACACCUU